Symsagittifera roscoffensis is the source of this 2001-nucleotide messenger RNA. RefSeq lists its product as uncharacterized. Lineage: Eukaryota; Metazoa; Xenacoelomorpha; Acoela; Convolutidae. Bases 57 to 1997 code for a protein of 646 amino acids. The transcript is spliced from 2 exons. The record is from RefSeq and is a predicted model, not a curated record.
GUUUUCUUUCAGAUGCUAAAAUGUGUUGGCAGUAGACACCGAAGCUUUGAUUCCGAAUGUUUGUGGUGUUCAUUCCCAGGUGUGCUGUGAGCACUGACUUGGCAGUCGCAAUCGCCAGUUUCAUAUCCAGUCUAACAGACACCAAGAAUGAAGUGGUCGAGAACGGAUUCCUGAUUGAAAGGCAGCAAGAUGCACUGAAAUUGCUUCAAGUGUGCAAGUCAAUCAAAGUCAGUCGAUUCAGAAGUGUGGCUAACGCGGUUGAAGCUAAAAGUUUCUUGAGUCUAUGCGUGGCAAAGUUUCUGUCUCCGAAUGGAGAUUUAAAGUCAGAGUUGGAACUUCGUGAAGCUUUUUUGGUUCCAGGGGAUUCAAAAGCGACUACCGAUGUGAACAAGGAGAAGUCUUUGUUCCACACUCCGAAGCCGUAUGAGUUUAUUGCGCUCAAAAAAGCAAUACUUUUAGAUGAUGUGAAAACAUUUGGCGCUCUUGUUUUGGGGAACCCGCUCUACUUGGUGACCUCAAGCGACACAUGCACAAUUCUACAUGACGGAGCAAGGUACAAUGCCAUGCAUAUGUGUGCACAGAAAAACCGAAAAAUGGUUGCACACAAUCUCAUCAAUGUCAUAUCGAGUUCUGCCUUCUGGGAGCUGCUAUACCCCAACGACAUAGACAGCUCGCGACUGAACAGAAUGAAUUAUAUGCUAGACCUGUAUUUGAAUACUCCGGAUAAGCAUUGCGGAGAAACUGCCCUUCAUUUUGCAGCCAAGUUUGGCUUCCAAGAUAUGCUGGAAUUGAUAUCAUCUCAUCCUAGAACGUCUAGGAAUCCACAAAACAUUAACGGAUUGAAGCCCAGUCAAGUCUGCGGUCUAAGGUGCACUGGAUUUAUUCCGAAGUUCAAUAUAGAUGCUGGACCUUGUUACGUUGGAUGUUAUGUUUCAGCAAGUGAUUUGUCCAUGUUUAAAUUCAAAUUGCUUAGUCCCGAUUUUGAUGAAAAAGCUAAAAGUCACAAUGAUUCGGUGAGGCAAAAGAGAAACGGUUUGAUCGAUUUUGAAACUGAUUUUGAGCUAGAAGCCUAUAUCGGACCUGCGACUGAAGCCAAAUGCAAAGCUAUAAUGACCGACCUACAGAAAAGGAAACGCUCCAUAAUUGUCAACUAUGUAUCAAAAAUGUCGAAGUUUUUGAGCUACAGAAAAAUGAGGUUCGAAAUUUGUCGCGAUGCUAAAGUUCGUCUAAAAGAAAAGUUUUUGGCCUCGGAUAAAUUUCUCAACGUUUCUGAUAAUUUAGUGAAUUUGAUUCAACAAUGCGAGUUGUUUUUACACAGCGAAAACAAGAAAUUCUUUAAUACUUCUAUCUCACAACAGCUUGAACUCUCGUUUUCCAAGCUGCAUUCUAAAUUUGAAGAAUUGAAUUGUUCUGCUGCUGAUUCCUCAUUAGGCUCAUUGACGGCCAGUUUUGCUAAUUUGAAUAUUGAUUCGAGUUUCAAUCAGAGUUUUAACCUAAACGACAGCAUGAUGCCGAGUGUGAAUGGAAGUUGUGCGAGUAUCCUUUCGGAUACUUGCCACGAUGACCUUAGUAGUUUGGAUACGAAGUUUAGAACUUGGAAUGAGCUUGAUGAUUCAAACGAUGAUUUCAAGACACCUCCUGCUUCGCCUGUGGCCAAUUUCGUCGAUGCGAUUGAUACUCCAUUCAUUUCAUUCUGCAAUUGUGAGCCUACAGAGUUCUGGCAACACUCGGAGCUGCUGUCAGUGUUGAAUAACUACCUUAUCAGUCAGUAUUUCGAAUAUGUGAGUGAACACGAUCCCACUCAAACAGAAAGUUACCCUUUAUUGUCAUCCUGGUGUCAAAAACUGAAGAGCGCUUCAUCCGAUAUCCUUGCCGAUAAAAGCACAAAAACUAGCUUGAAUUGCAAAACCUGUAAAUAUUGUGUUCACGAGAAAUUCAAUGUAUUUGCGAGUUUGAGUGAUUUUGAAUUUGACCCUUUUUGUUUAUAUUUGAACUAAAAUU